UACUCAUGUCAAACACAAUACAAAUUAUUUAUUUACCUCUCUUGACCAUUGCAUACAUGUCGUUAGAAAAGAUUACUCGAAAUGUUAAAAAAGGAAGAAUAUCACCACCUAUCAUCUUCAAACUUUUAAGAAACAGAUGCGCAAGGUAAAAUAUGGACGGAGUCAAGUUUAAAGAAUUAACGAAUAGAUCGAAAAAAAUAAUAUUCUUAGCUGCGAUAGUUGCAGUAGUUCUUGCUGUAAUAAUUGUGGUACUUCUGGUCUUUUUCUUCCCAUCAACUGAAAAGACGAAAGUUGGAGCUAUAGUUACCAAUGGUAAACUUUGUGCAGAUAUUGGAACAUCUAUACUCGACAAAGGUGGAAAUGCAGUAGAUGGAGCUCUUGCUGCUCUGUUCUGUGAGGGGGUAUCCAUGCCCCAAAGCUGUGGAUUGGGAGGAGGCUUCCUGAUGUUGAUUCACGACAAGAAAUCUGGUAAAGUUCACUCUUUGAAUGCAAGAGAAACAGCACCAGCAGCUGCUACAGUGGAUAUGUACCAUGGAAACAGCAGCUUAUCGCUGAGGGGGAUUCUUUCGGUUGCUGUGCCAGGGGAGCUGAGAGGCUACUGGCGUGCGUACCAGAGGUUUGGCGGUGGUGUACCAUGGAAGGAUAUAAUCCAACCUACCAUCGACCUCUGCAAGAAUGGCAUUCCGGUUUCGAAGUACCUAGAGGGCAUAUUUUCCAUCAACAAGAAAUGGCUGAUGGCUGACUCUAAUUUGAGAGAGAGUUUUAUAGAUCCAAAAACGGGUGACACGUAUAAAGAAGGACAAUACGUCAAGAGAUUGAAGUUCUCCAAGACCUUAGAGGUUAUAGCGGCAGAAGGAGGAGAAGCUUUGAACAACGGUAGUUUGACAGAUCAACUCGUAGAGGACAUCAGAAAAUUAGGAGGAAUCAUCACCAAAGAAGAUCUGGUGAAUUAUGAACCUGUUUGGGAAGAUCCUAUAGAGGUGAACAUGCCUUUCAACCAAACGUUGUACACAGCACCUUUACCUGGAUCUGGUGCACUGCUAGUCUACAUCCUGAACAUGUUGCAGCUGAAUUUAGAUCUUAAUGUUCCCGAUUCAUUGUUGAAUCUACAACGAACGAUAGAAAGCUUCAAAUUUGCCUAUGGCAGUAGGACUCUACUGGGCGAUACGAGGACACCAGAAAUGGAGAAGUUUGUAAGGGACUUGGUAUCUUUGGAAAACGCGAAAGAGACCAUUUCAAAAAUUAAGGAUAACGAAACUUCUCAAAAUCCAGAAGACUAUGGUGCCAUGAUAUCCAAUCCUGACAACCAUGGAACAGCUCAUAUUUCUGUCUUGGCUCCAAAUGGAGAUGCUGUAUCAGUUACCACAACUAUUAACCAAUAUUUUGGAUCUGCAGUGUCAGCUGAACACUCUGACGUUAUCCUUAACGAUGAGAUGGACGACUUCUCAUCGCCUGGUAUAAUAAGUAACUUUGAUAUUCCACCAUCCAAAAACAACUACAUAGAACCUGGCAAAAGACCUUUGUCUUCGAUGUGUCCAGUCAUCAUUCUCGACAAGAAUAAGAAUGUGAAGCUGGUCAUUGGAUCAGCUGGUGGUACCAAGAUCACCACAGCAGUUGCUCUAGGAAUAAUGAAGCAUUUGUGGUAUGAUAUGAGUAUCGAAGAAUCUAUUGACAGUUGCCGUGUCCAUCACCAACUCUUCCCGAUGUCCGUACAAGCCGAGGAAUGCUUCAAGACGGAUGAAUUCGAGGAUUAUAUGAAGAAAAUAGGACAUGAUUUGGUGUUCAAAGGAUCAGAUGGCUUCUCAGCUGUGACGUCAGUCUCGAAUAAGAGUCAAAUUUCAGCUUCUUUCGAUAAAAGAAGACCGGGUGAUGUUUCCUAUGUCUAUGGUUGAUUUUUAGUUUUAAGAGAAAGUUUUAUAAUAAAUAAUUUAAUUUUGAA
This is a messenger RNA of Harmonia axyridis, 1939 nucleotides long. Its product is annotated as scoloptoxin SSD14-like. Gene Ontology annotation, molecular function: glutathione gamma-glutamate hydrolase. Bases 153 to 1892 code for a protein of 579 amino acids. Gene Ontology annotation, cellular component: plasma membrane. NCBI's taxonomy places the organism in Eukaryota, Metazoa, Arthropoda, Insecta, Coleoptera, Coccinellidae. The transcript is spliced from 10 exons. Gene Ontology annotation, biological process: glutathione catabolic process. The record is from RefSeq and is a predicted model, not a curated record.